GCAAAGGGGGAGCAGAUCUGCUCAGUAUCUAAAGAUGAAAGACAUUGUUGAAGUCACCAUCUGUCUUAUUACAGUUUUAGGUUCUGUGAAGUCAGAUGAAGGAUUUCUAGUAAAUGGGAUUGAAGGUGAAAAUGUAAAGAUUGAUUGCACAUAUAAACCUGAGUAUGUGGAGAAUAAAAAGUACCUGUGUCAUGGUUCCUGGCCAUCAUGCAGUGAUGUAAUCAGAAGUGGCGAGUCUGAGACCCUCGUUACUGAGGGGAGAUUCUCUCUGUACGAUAACCGGCCAGCGAGAGUCUUCACUGUGUCCAUCACAGAGCUGACACUAGAAGAUGCCGGGACAUAUUACUGUGGAGUUGAUAUAAAUUGGUCUAAAGACAAAUACACUAAAGUGGAAGUGACUGUCAAUAAAGCUCCGAAACCACCCCCCACCACAACUCGUGCCACACGCUCAAGUACCACCCCUUCCACCACUACUGUGAAGGGGAACACAGACAAUGGACAAACAAGGGAUUGUACAUCCAGCAGCCCUGCAGCUGACACACACUCAGAAGCAACAGCCAAGACUGCAACUGAGGAGAAAAUCACUGAAAAGGCUCCAGUCAAAACAGCUUACACGCACUCAGAAACAACACAUUCUUCUGCCACUGGGAAGAAAACCACUGAAAAGGCAACGGAACAAGCAGGUUUGGAAGUGAUCAUUGGUGGAGCACUUGGGGCGAUGCUGUUUGUCUUUUUGAUGACUAUAAUGAUAUACUGCUUUACAAAAAAGAAGAAGAACAACAAAUCUGUGGAUAAGAGCGCCACUACUAAGAAUCCAGCCAGUGCUGUAGUACUGGGCACUAUUACCAACACUGUGUACUCUGAAGUAAUGAAUCCAGUGCACAGUGUUACACCUAACACUGUGUACUCUGAAGUAAUGAAGCCAGUGCACAGUGUUACACCUAACUCUGUGUAUUCUGAAGUUAUGAAGCCAGUGCAAGGUGUUACUCCUAACUCUGUGUAUUCUGAAGUUAUGAAGCCAGUGCACAGUGUUACUCCUAACUCUGUGUACUCGGAAGCAGCGGAUGUUACUCAAGCCAAUGACAUUGUGUACUCUGAAGUAAUGAAAGUGACCCCAGACAGUGAUGUGGAGACCGUCUACUCCAAUGCGGGGUUUGAGGGCAAACACGACGCUAAGGAAUCGGUCGUGUAUUCUGUGAUCGAGCCUCAAGCGCAUUGAGAUGUGACCUUUGACCUGAGAAGGUGCCGCUCUGGUCCAUGACUGAACUCCUUUCCCAGCUGUUGGGUUCAUGAUGUAAAGAAAUCUCAUUUUUGUUAACGUAGGCUUCCAAGAAUGUCUGAAUUGUUUUAUUCUAAUAACCAGGAAACUGGGGCUGUUAUUCAUGUAUUUAUUAAUAUAUAAUAAUACUCUGUUGCAGUAUAUUUUGAUGGCUCAUUAUUAUUAUUAUUUAUUUCUUAGCAGACACCCUUAUCCAGGGCAACUUACAAUUGUUACAAGAUAUCACAUUAUACAUUAUUUCACAUUAUACAGAUGUCACAUUAUUUUACAUACAAUUCCCCAUUUAUACAGUUGGGUUUUUACUGGAGCAAUCUAAGUAAAGUACCUUGCUCAAGGGUACAACAGCAGUGUCCCCCCACUGGGGAUUGAACCCACAACCCUUCGGUCAAGAGUCCAGAGCCCUAACCACUACUCCACACUGCUGCCCCGUAAGUAAGACCUACAAAGUAAGACCCAAGCACCAGUGUUUUAUAAAAACUGUUUUAGGGUACAACUUUAUUUCAGGCAGUUGGGGGAGCCCCCCCUGCUCCACCCUUUUUUUCCCUCUGGACACUAUUCCUUAAAUGCUCUUUACUUGCUCUUUUCUGCCCCCUAUUUUACUGCAUUUAAUCCUGUACUUUAGAGAACUGUAAUCUGCCAAGUGUUUAAUCUGUAGUAUUUUGUAUUUAAUUGUAUCCUGAUGUAACUAUCACUGACACUGUUAUCUGCUCCGUUAUUGAAUCAUAUUUUGUCAUACUUGUACUUGCUCUUAAUUGUAUUAUUAUUACUGUGAUUCUUGAAAUGUAUUUUUGUGUAUGACUGUAAGUCGCCCUGGAUAAGGGCAUCUGCUAAGAAAUAAAUAAUAAUAAUAAUAAUAAUUCUGGGGACCUCUUUGUUUUUAGGCUAUGUUGGCUUUUACUGGCUACAUUGUAUCUCAGGUAUGUCUCUGAUUAAAAUAAUGAAUAUAAUUUUUUAAAUACAAAAAUAGCAUAAUACGGUAUAGUAUUGUGUUAAAAAAAAAGGUUUGACCCCAAACAAUAAUAAAGAGAGAUAAUAUAAACACACACUGUCAACAUCCCGUGUCUCUAUGUACGUGAUGCCACCCCCGCAGUGAAGUCAACUCUAUUGUCUUAAUAAAAAGUGUGCGCUGUGUAGCUAUGCCUCUGAAACGAAAAUCAUUUUAUGUUGCAACAAAGCUGGAAACUAUAUUGAUCGUUUGAAACAAUUAGUAACGCAGGCA
This is a messenger RNA of Acipenser ruthenus (sterlet), 2498 nucleotides long. Its product is annotated as CMRF35-like molecule 8. Bases 35 to 1219 code for a protein of 394 amino acids. The transcript has 9 exons. Lineage: Eukaryota; Metazoa; Chordata; Actinopteri; Acipenseriformes; Acipenseridae. The record is from RefSeq and is a predicted model, not a curated record.